AGACAUCAGCGGGCGCUUUUUGUGCCAGAUCGGACCUACCUGCACUUUGCAGUUUUUGAUUUAUGAAUUACUAUUACUGUUGAUUAUUAUCAUAAUUGUUUAUGAAUUCUACAUCUUCAGGAACCUUUGUAUUUUUAGUACGAGGCAUAUGUUUUUUUACCAUGGAAAUCCGCUGAAUGAUGAAAAUUAGUACUUCUAGCUUUUUUGUUGUGAAGGCCAAAAGUGCUCUGGCUCGACUGGCUGUUUUCAGCAUCUUUGCACUUUACUUAGUCUUUACUUAUUGGUUUUACUGCGUACUUCAAAUGGGUGAUGGUUCCUGAAUCCUGCAGUAUUUCAAAUUACUUACCAUGGACGCUAAAUUGUUGAACACCAUCCGAGGUGAAAUUGAAGCUGAAGUUGCAAAACAAGUUGCAAAGCAGCUCGCAGCCCAUCAGGCACGAAUUGCAGCAUUGGAAACUGAAAUAAGUCUUUUGAAGAAACGCUUCACCCAAGAGAAUCCGAGUUCUUCGGAGAGUAUUCGCAAAUCUUCUCCCGCUCCGUGGUUCUCCGACACGUCCCCACAGCUUCAGGAUGACGAUGCUUUUGGUCAUGAGAUUCGAGAGGAAUCCCCUGACACGGCCAACGAAAAUAAUGUAUGGCGCCAGUCGGACAACGAUUUGUUAGCUGAUUUUGAGGAUGAGAUGGACUACAGCGAGCCUGCGAAACCCAUGAUGACGUCCGUGCUUGCUAGACCGAAAAGCCCCUUGAAACCCGUGCAAUUGUCCCGUGCAAAUUCGGACAUUCAUGUGUCCUUUGGUAGUACGUUGUCUUCGACGUGCACCACAUGGAAUAGGCCUGUAUCAACGGGAUCGUCUAAACCAGAUACGAAUGUGAGCACUAAUGGCACCAUGUCCAGGAUGUCGUACACAUCAUCUGGUUAUGCAUCGUCUUUCCCAUCUACUGUCUCAAGCAACAACACUAACUCCACACCUAUAUCGGCGUCAGAUAUUUCCGAUAUGCCGCCCACUCCUCAUGAAGAGGAAUGGCUUCCUUGGGACGGAAUGGAUGGUAUCGACAUGAACGAUUACGAUGGUGCCCGUUUUGAACCCUCAUCUCCCGCUCCGAAUCCCCCUCCACCACCUUUAGCAUCCGUUGACCGCCGUCUUAGUGUCAUCACGCUGUCGGAGUCACCUUUACACAGGACCCCGGCUCCUCUUUCAUGCAAGACAAUAUUUGUCUCUCCGAGUCCCGAGACAUCACCGCAGAAGCCGAAUGGACCGGCGGCUGUCCUUCCCAGUCCCCUCUCUCGGCCGGAUACAUCGGUGUCAGUUCUGAACACCUCUCUGCUAUCUCAGCACGGUAAAUUUAAAGGCAAUUUCCGUGAUGACGGCUCAUCUGGGCGCUACGAGAAGGACUUCAGUCACACGCCGAAAAUGCGUGCGGUCUUCAAGGCCACUUUUGGACUGCGUACAUUCCGCACCAAUCAACUGCAGGCUGUCAAUGCGGCCUGCCUAGGCGAGGACUGCUUUAUUCUGAUGCCAACCGGUGGCGGGAAGAGUCUAUGUUAUCAGCUGCCGGCGCUGGUCAGCGGUGGGGUGACCGUCGUGGUCUCGCCGUUGAAAUCGUUGAUUCAAGAUCAAGUGCACCAUCUCAGUGUGCUGCGGAUCAACGCCAAGGCUCUCUCUUCCGACACACCCAGCGGCGAGCAGAACGAGAUUUAUCAGGAUCUUAACAGCCCCAAACCGAAGAUCGCUUUGUUGUAUUUAACACCGGAAAAACUUUCAGAGAAGUAUGGUGCCAAGAUCCGUGCGGCACUGAUGACGGCGCAUGGGAAUGGUCAGCUGACGCGGUUUGUCAUCGAUGAAGCGCACUGUGUCUCGCAGUGGGGACAUGAUUUUCGACCGGAGUAUAAACAAUUGUGUGGUUUGCGCACACUGUUCCCCGCUGUGCCCAUGAUGGCGUUAACCGCCACAGCCAGUCCGCGUGUACGCGAGGAUAUCUUGAAACAGUUGGGAAUGAAGAAUCCAAAGUGGUUUAUGCAGAGUUUCAAUCGGACCAACUUGAAGUACGAAAUUCAGAAUAAAAAUCCGAAGGCGGCGUUUGACCAGAUGGUGAAACUGAUGCAGGACGAGUUUAAGAACGCAUCGGGAAUCAUCUACUGUUUAGCGCAGCGAGAUUGCGAGACAUUGGCGAAUCAGUUAUCGAAUCAGGGCAUUAAUGCGGUACCCUAUCAUGCUGGACUGGACAAAGAUUUACGCGCGGAGACCCAGCGAAAUUGGAUGCGCAAUACAACGCGUGUUGUGUGCGCCACCAUUGCAUUUGGUAUGGGUAUCGACAAACCAGAUGUGCGCUUUGUGUUCCAUUACUCCAUUCCGAAAUCAGUGGAAGGCUAUUAUCAGGAAACCGGCCGCGCUGGUCGUGAUGGGAAAAGCGCAACGUGUAUCCUGUUCUACAAUUACAACGAUGUUUCCCGGCACCGCAAGUUGGUGGAGAAAGACAAGGGCGGAACUGCCCAAACCAAACAAGUUCACCUGGACAAUUUGAAACGCGUUGUGCAGUUCUGUGAAACCCGCGCCGACUGUCGACGCACCAUGUUAAUGGAAUACUUUGGCGAGGUCUUCGACCGGAAGUUGUGUGCGCAGAGCAAAUAUCCGUGUGAUAAUUGCGAGAUGCAGGAUCGCUAUCACUCCAAGGAUGUAACCGAAGAAGCUAAAAAAGUCAUCAAAUGUCUGAUGAAUUAUUUGGGCCCGCGAGGAUCCAGGCCCAAAAGUCCAUUAACGCUGCUGCAGUUGGUGGAUAUUGUGCGGGGCUCCGCUGCGCAGGGUAUUAUGACCAAAGGAUUGGACCGUUUGGAUAUUUAUAAGCUAGGUGCAAGCAUGAGCCGAGCCGAAACAGACUCCUUUGUGCGAAAACUGCUGCUGGACGACUGUCUGGAAGAAAUGCCAACAACAAUACAGAUCAAAACCGGACCGAUGGUCGUCUGCUAUCUCGGCUUAGGAAAAAACGCUGCCGAUUUAUUAGCAAACAAACGAAAGGUCGUGAUUCAUAUAGAAAAGCCCUCGACCAAACAAGACGUCACCGCAGGCGUACUAACGCCUGAGGAACAACUGAAUGAAGAGUGCGAGGCGGAAAUCAAACUUGCCAUGCAGGAACAGGCUACAAAACAUAAUUACAUGUCGUACAAAUACGUUCUUCCUGAUGGCGUCAUCACGGAUUUAGCGGCUAAUAUGCCGGUAACCGAGGAGGACAUGUUUUUGGUGGAAGGUAUGACGGACGCCAGAGCUACGUUAGCCGGACCCAGAUUGUUGGAGAUCCUGAAGGAUUUUGCCAAACGGCGCGCGGAGCUCCGUGAGCAGGCCAUUCGGACACCUGUUGCACCGACCAAAAGCGGAGCCAAACGGAGAAAUGAUCCGGCUGCGCCCAAACCCCGUCCCACCGUGUUCCUUAGCGAUGAUGAAGAGGAUGCGGAAAAUGAGGAGGAUAGAGAUGUCAUUCCGAUUGAUAGCGACGAGGAACACGCAGUGUCACCGUAUUUUGAUGGGAACUCGAAGAAACGCAUCAGUCAGAGCGAUGAUGAAGCCCCCAGCGCCAAAAAGCCCCGGAUGAGGAAAGCGCGGAAGCCCCGUGCACCGCGGAAACCCGGCAGUGGAUCGAAUAACUAUCAUAAUUUUAAAAAAUACGGAUGGAAAAAGAAAGCGGUUGCUGAGGGAGCAGGCAGUGGAGGUGCAUCGAAUGUCAAGUUUUGUGGACGGAAUGGGCAAGGCAGUCUGCAGAGGUCGGGAUUCAGUGGAACCAGUGGUGCGCCGGCGGUUUACAAUGAAAAUGCGCACCAGGUGUCAGGGGCAGGGAUGAAGAAGGGAGGUUUUCCGAAGGCGAAAAGCACCGGUGGCGCCAUCGGUAGAAUAGAUAACUGGAUGAUGCCGCCGCCGUAGAAUCAUAAUAGUCGUUGAUCUCGCGUGUGCCGUAUUUUCUGGAAAAUGCAUUUUACCGGAUUUGCUCAGUACCUUAAUAUUUUGAGGUACGGUUUUUGUUGACCUUUAUCUGCGAAAUAUUUGUGGCUUGGUUGUUUUUCGUAUUCUUCGCUCUUUUUUAUUUCUCUUUUUAAAUGUGUGCGAAUUAAACUGCAAUGAAAAACAUAAGAGAAAAAGCAAA
Molecule: messenger RNA, 4131 nt
Organism: Paramacrobiotus metropolitanus
Lineage: Eukaryota; Metazoa; Tardigrada; Eutardigrada; Parachela; Macrobiotidae
Product: recQ-like DNA helicase blm-1
Exons: 6
Coding region: 348-3911 (1187 amino acids)
Biological process (GO): DNA replication; double-strand break repair via homologous recombination
Cellular component (GO): nucleus; cytoplasm; chromosome
Molecular function (GO): 3'-5' DNA helicase activity; ATP binding; nucleic acid binding
Source: RefSeq, a predicted model, not a curated record